This is a messenger RNA of Cyprinodon variegatus (sheepshead minnow), 1523 nucleotides long. It is a transcript of the gene dnajc28, whose product is annotated as DnaJ heat shock protein family (Hsp40) member C28. The transcript has a single exon. Bases 55 to 1215 code for a protein of 386 amino acids. The record is from RefSeq and is a predicted model, not a curated record. NCBI's taxonomy places the organism in Eukaryota, Metazoa, Chordata, Actinopteri, Cyprinodontiformes, Cyprinodontidae.
CUUCCUCCCUUCCUGACGAAGAGUUUUCUGUUUCAGGUGAGCGCCACCUGAGUGAUGAGCGUCUGUCUCCACCUGCUGCGGGGCUGCAGUGGUUUCCAUCAUGGCCGCUGGCUGCUCCGCCCGUUCCGGCGCUCCGUGGCGUUCAGGCGGCUGAGCUCGGGGAACCGGAUCAGCCGGAGCCUCCAGGAGAGCUACCGGCUGCUGCAGCUGCCUGCCGAGGGCCACAGCAGCCCCGCCCAGGUGAGGGACGCCUACCUGCGCCUCGCCAAGCUCUACCACCCGGACUCUGGGGAAGCCACUGCCGACGCCGCGCUGUUUGCUCGGAUCGAGGAGGCGUACCGGACCGUUCUGACCCAUCAGAGUAAGACCAGGCCGCAGGAAGGAGCAACGCAGGAGGAGGAGGAGGAGGAAGCGGCGCGGCGAGCCGCCCCGCAGCACAGACACUACCUGAGCUACGAGGGCGUGGGCUCAGGGACCCCCAGCCAGCGGGAGCGCCAGUACCGGCAGAUCCGUGUGGACAGGGCGGCCGAGCAGGUCCUCAGCUACCGUCAGAGGGAGCACGAGAGGGCGGCGGCGGCGGAGGGCGCGUUGGUGGAGCGGGACACCCGGCAGCGCAGCCGCAAGAUCAAGAUCACGCAGGCGGUGGAGCGGCUGGUGGAGGACCUGAUCCAGGAGUCGAUGGCGCGCGGCGACUUCCGGAACCUUGGCGGAGCUGGGAAACCGCUCAACAAGUUCCAGCACAACCCGUACGCCGACCCCAUGACCCACAACCUCAACCGCAUCCUGAUCGACAACGGCUACCAGCCGCCAUGGGUGGUGACGCAGCGCGACAUCAGGGAGGGCGCCGCGCGGCUCCGCGGCCGGCUGCUGGACGGACGGGCCCGGCUCGCCGACCCCAUGACCCUGGCAGAGCAGGAGCAGUGGGAGGGGCUGUGCGCGUCGAUGGAGGAGGAGCUAAAGAAGCUCAACAAGAUGGUGGACAACUAUAACCUGAUCGUCCCCAUGCUCGGCAUGCAGAUGGUCCACUUCAGCAUGGCCAGGGAGACGGAGCGCGCCCAGAGGGGCGCCGAGCGGCGCCGCGCCGACCUGCUGGGGGUCCGAGAGGCGGAGCGACAGAGAAGGAAGGAGGAGAAGAAGAAAACCGACUCUGCAGCAAAGACUCGGAGAAAAACAUCUGGACUGCUGACCUGGAUGCAGCGUCUGCUCCGACUCUGAAGGUCAAAACCAAACCUGGAGGUUCGCUCUGAUGGCGUUUAAAAAAGGAAACGCAUCACGAGGGAAAACAUGUUCAGCAUAAAAUAAUCCACUGAGCAGACGACGCUAAACUCUGAGGGACGCUGUGAUGUCAUUUUAAUCAGGAAGUGGUCAUUUUACGCAGCGAGUCAAUAUUUAUUCACCUUAGUGAUGCAGAUUUUAUCCUUUAACGAAUACGAAUCAAUCAGAGUUUUAUUAAACUGCUAAAUGUUCUUUGAUCUUAAACCAAAAUUAAAAUCAAUCCAGUCUUUAUUUCCAGGUUUAGUGAA